CGUUGGGGCGGGGCUGGGAGGGGCGGAGCCGGGGCUCCCCUGCUGCGCCGCCAUUGGCCGCGCCCGCCGUCACCCGGCAGUAGUUGUAAAGGUCAGCCCCGCCCCUUCCUCUUUCUCUCCAAGCAGGCGGCGGCGGCGGCGGGGUGUUCAGCUAUGGCCAAAAUUAAGGCUCGGGACCUUCGCGGCAAGAAGAAGGAGGAGCUGCUCAAACAGCUGGACGACUUGAAGGUGGAGCUGUCCCAGCUGCGCGUGGCCAAAGUGACAGGCGGCGCAGCUUCCAAGCUUUCUAAGAUCCGAGUUGUUCGCAAGUCUAUCGCCCGUGUUCUUACCGUCAUUAACCAGACUCAGAAAGAGAACCUCAGGAAAUUCUACAAGGGCAAGAAGUACAAGCCCCUGGAUCUGCGGCCCAAGAAAACGCGCGCCAUGCGCCGCCGGCUCAACAAGCAUGAAGAGAACCUGAAGACCAAGAAGCAGCAGCGGAAGGAGCGGCUGUACCCCCUACGGAAGUUCGCGGUCAAGGCCUGAGCAUCGUGGCGCCAAUAAAGCACAAACUGGCUGA
This is a messenger RNA of Myotis daubentonii (Daubenton's bat), 559 nucleotides long. It is a transcript of the gene RPL35, whose product is annotated as ribosomal protein L35. Gene Ontology annotation, cellular component: cytosolic large ribosomal subunit; ribosome. The record is from RefSeq and is a predicted model, not a curated record. Gene Ontology annotation, biological process: translation; maturation of LSU-rRNA from tricistronic rRNA transcript (SSU-rRNA, 5.8S rRNA, LSU-rRNA). Gene Ontology annotation, molecular function: mRNA binding; structural constituent of ribosome. NCBI's taxonomy places the organism in Eukaryota, Metazoa, Chordata, Mammalia, Chiroptera, Vespertilionidae.